Molecule: messenger RNA, 1047 nt
Organism: Colossoma macropomum (tambaqui)
Lineage: Eukaryota; Metazoa; Chordata; Actinopteri; Characiformes; Serrasalmidae
Gene: cops8
Product: COP9 signalosome subunit 8
Exons: 7
Coding region: 109-684 (191 amino acids)
Biological process (GO): COP9 signalosome assembly; protein deneddylation
Cellular component (GO): COP9 signalosome
Source: RefSeq, a predicted model, not a curated record
CAUUCUCUGCUCGCUCCGCGCAAAGGAGCCGUGAAGAAGCAGCCGCUCUUCCGUUCUUCCUUCAGCGGCUAAUCGAGCUGCCAGCGUUCCGGCCGAACCCGCUCCACCAUGCCGGUGGCGGUGACCAUGGGCGACAACUUCGACAGGCUGCUGGAUCAGUGCGAGACUCAGGAGUUAGAGGCUCCUGGUGGCAUUGCGACUCCACAGGUUUACUCCCAGUUACUGGCUCUGUAUCUUCUCCACAACGACAUGAACAAUGCCAGAUACCUCUGGAAGCGAAUUCCACAGGCAAUCAAAGCGGCAAACCCAGAACUGGCGGCUAUUUGGGCUGUAGGGCAGCGAAUUUGGCAGCGGGACUUCCCAGGAAUCUACAGCGCGAUUGCUGCCUACCAGUGGUCUGAAACCAUUCUCCCUGUAAUGGAGUCUCUAAGAGAGUCCACACGCAGGAGGGCGUAUGGCCUCGUAGCCCAAGCUUACACCUCAAUCAGUGCAGAGGAUUUCGCCUCUUUUGUUGGGUACUCAGUUGAAGAGGCUGUGAAGGGUGUGGUCAGUCACGGGUGGCAGGCGGAUCCCAACACGCGGAUGAUAAUGCCGCAGAAACCAGAUCCACCCCCAGUCUCUUUGGUUCCAAACGAACAGCAGCUGGCUAGACUCACUGACUACGUGGCUUUUCUUGAAAACUGAUAAAUCCCACUCUCUCCCUAUUCUCUCAUACUCUCAACUAGUCAAUCGUAUGGAGGACAGAAGUACGUUCAUCCUGUUCUUGGCCGAGAUGUUUGCUCUAAAGCAGCCCCAUCCAGGCUGAAGAUGGGAUCUCCUCACUCCUCUGCGUAUGCAUUGUUUUUUGAAGCUUAGAUUAAAAGAAAACAUCCUUACCCCACAGUUCCCAUAGAAGGCUGAAAUAUGCAGUGAGCCUUUUAAUAACAGUUUGUGCAUCUUGACCAUCAUUAGAUGUUCCACGUAAGUUUCUUGUGGGUAUUUUGAUGAAUCAAGUAAUUUGUGGGAUCCAAUAAAUGUAAAUAUUUUGGUCAAAGUAAUGCUACCCAA